AUGUUAGAUACUACCACUCCGAGUAUCAUGGAUCCCAGUACACCAGGUAUGACCAAACAAACCAUGCUGGACUGGUUACGAAUCACUUUUCCCAAGUCUCCAGUCUCGUCACAACUCAACAAGGCUGACGUGGCAGUAAUUGUGCGGAAGAAACAACCUCAAUUGUUCCCGGAUCCAAAUAGCAACAAGCCAGCAUUGGCUGCACCGGUUUUAGAUAUUGUGGAACCACCUCAAGAUUCUGUACCUGUUCUGUCAAUCCAGUCACAGUCGGUCGCUGUGCAAGUAAAAGCACAUGUUAAGCGAUCUGCUUCCCCCUGUCCAAACCCGAAACCCGUGAAGCGCACUAACCUGGGUGACGAGGAACUACUCAAUCAGAUUCAAAUUCCCAGUUCAUCCAAACGCAAAGAAAAAAAGAAUUCAUAUUUCGAUCUAGGUAGACCUUUGGUUCUGAGCCCAGAGACCUCAAACGCAGGAAAGUAUAAUCCAGGUAUCGAUCUCAUGGAGAGAGAUAGCAAGCAAGAUUUGAAAGCACUAAAGAACUAUGAAGUCGCACCUGGAAGGGCAGCAACUAAUCUGAAGGUCAAAGUGUUCAGCUCGUCAAACACUGAUCAAUUUAAGACCAUUCUCCCAGUUGCUGCAGAAUUGCCCGAUCUCAUCAGUUUCUCAGAUAUGGAUUUGCUGGCCGUAGAUGAUCUAGAAAUUGGUGAAAAAGUAACAUCACACUCAUCAUCAACCUCAAUUUACAAGUCGGGGGUAGAUAUCUUCAAAGAGGAAAGGCUUUGCGUAGCAAAAGUGGGUGUACUGGAAGAAUCGGUUUCUAGCAUAUUGAAUAGGAUUGGGCUUAUUGAGAAAGCAUCAGGUAAUAACAACAUUAAGCAUGAACAAGAUAAGUAUGAACUGGGUACGUAG
Messenger RNA from Melampsora larici-populina 98AG31, 909 nucleotides. RefSeq lists its product as uncharacterized. The transcript has 7 exons. The record is from RefSeq and is a predicted model, not a curated record. NCBI's taxonomy places the organism in Eukaryota, Fungi, Basidiomycota, Pucciniomycetes, Pucciniales, Melampsoraceae. Bases 1 to 909 code for a protein of 302 amino acids.